AUGCGUACUCCUCUUGGUGAAACGGUCCUCCCGGAAAGGCUAGCCAAGAGUAUGUAUGAUCAGCUUUCUGACAGAAUUCGGAAAUUCUCGAAACGUCUCUGUCUCGCGGGCGUCUUAGCUAGCGACGACGCCGGCUCGCACCAAUACGCAGAAUGGACCCGGGAAACCUGUCAAACUGUUGGCGUAGACUUUUGUCUGAUACGUUUGUCGCCUAGAAAUGUGGCAACGUACAUCAAGGCGCUCAACGUGAACCCCUGUAUCCACGGCAUCAUCGUGUAUUAUCCGAUAUUUGGAGACUCGAGAGAUGAGGAGCUGAAAACUAUCGUCAAUCAUGCGAAGGACGUUGAAGCUCUCAACCGCGAGCCCUCGCUCCGAUUCCCCGAAGUCACAGAGAGUCGAGAGCAGGCCCGUUUGGCGCCCACACUAGUGCCAUGCACGGCAAGGGCCGUCGAGUUUAUUCUACAUCAUAUUGGAAUCUACGAUCAGAGACUCCCCGCGAAGCAACAACUAAGGAAGUGGGAGAUCUGUAUCAUUAACCGAUCUGAUGUCGUGGGGCUCCCCCUUGCCCGUUUGCUGGCGGGCCAGGGAGCCCGUAUCUACAGUGUCGACAUCACAGGAGUUCAGCUCUUUCAUCUAGAUAAUGCCCCAUAUGGAGUGGAUAAGGUGCAAAGUGUAGCCACCCAAUGGACGCUGCAAGACGCCGUGAAGAUGUCUAGCGUGAUCAUCUCGGCGGUCCCACACUCUGCGUUUAAGGUGGACACGAAAUGGCUUCGAAGCGGGGUAAUCUGCGUCAACCUUUCUUCAUGCAAGAAUUUUAAGCCAGACGUCCUUGAAAUUGCCUCCAAAUUCGUGCCGCGUGUUGGAAACCUGACUAUUGCUGCUUUGCUAAAUAAUCUCCUUGAUUGUGUAAAUUGA
Messenger RNA from Penicillium mononematosum, 915 nucleotides. Its product is annotated as bifunctional methylenetetrahydrofolate dehydrogenase/methenyltetrahydrofolate cyclohydrolase. Gene Ontology annotation, biological process: purine nucleobase biosynthetic process. Gene Ontology annotation, molecular function: methylenetetrahydrofolate dehydrogenase (NAD+) activity; methylenetetrahydrofolate dehydrogenase (NADP+) activity. NCBI's taxonomy places the organism in Eukaryota, Fungi, Ascomycota, Eurotiomycetes, Eurotiales, Aspergillaceae. The transcript is spliced from 3 exons. The coding region runs from base 1 to 915 and encodes 304 amino acids. Gene Ontology annotation, cellular component: cytosol. The record is from RefSeq and is a predicted model, not a curated record.